AAUCAGCCCGCAGUUGUUUUUACGAAUCAAAAUCAGUCUGUAUACUAAAAAACACAUCCUAGCAUUUAAAAACAUUAAAAAUACCAAUCUCGUUUAGCCUCAAGCCCAUUAAGCCAUUUUAGUUUUAUUUCCCGUGCUUUUCAUUGGUUUAUUACUGUGUGCAGGGAGUCGGUGAGUGUUCUUACGCAACAGAGAGCUUCACGCGGCAUCGGGUUCGCGAGGCAAGGAUGAAAUUAAAGCAGGCAUUUUUUGUAUUCCAUUUUUGUCUAAUCCCACUGAUUUCUGAUGGGAUUACAGGACCAAUCAUGAUUGAGGAGCCGCUGGCUCGCCUGCCUGGAGUAGUUUAUACAGUCAGUCAAAGCACAUCACUCGGAUCUGUAGAAACACCGAGAGAUGGUGUUUGUUUUCUCGUGCUUUCUGGAAGUGAAAGUUGCCCGUCUUCUCGUUAUAUUGGCGACGGAUUUGAGGAGGCGCGCUGCAAUAUCUGCACGGUUGGCGAAGGUUUUUUUUUUGUUGAAAUAAUGGAUGCCUAAUUUAAAUGUAUGCAUCAGCAUUUAUGGUAGCCUAACUUUUCUCGUGAUGGUCAACGCUGGAACUGUGUUUUAAAGGACAUCACCUUUACUAAACAUCCAGUGCAUGACCGGCCAAUGGAGGGAGAGAAGGUGGUCGACAAAAUCGAAUCCAAACCCAGUUCUCCUUUACCUACCGGGAUUCCCAUUAAUUGGGGACUCAUCACUGUCCCAGAACCUGUGUUUCUACCAUCCUCCUUGAGACCCCAUCUUCCUUCUCCUCAGAGUUCGGCUGUGCAUGCACUGCAGACCAAGGUGAAGACCCUCACACAGAGAAGGACAAGAGGGAGAGAUCGAGAGAAAGAAAGAGAAAGGUUGGACACAGAGUUCUUAGUGAGCAGUCCAGCUUGUCAGAUUUCAUCCGAAGUCCUUCUCAGGCAGAGGCCCAGAGCAAAGGGUCCGAUAUCUCUGCCUGCCCCUUCCUGGCGACCAGGCACUGCAAAGAACCUGAGCAGUAGUGAUGAAGAGGAGGAGGUAGAGGUGCAAGUCAGUUUGGAAAUCCACAGCCCUCCAUCUGAAGCACGAAGACAGCAGUUGAUCCAGGAGAAAGAGGAAACUGAAGACGAAGGGGGAGAAAAAAAUGUGGAGCAGGUCAGUUUGCUGACAGGCCAGCUAUGUGGGCUUGGGGAGGGCACCAGUCUAGAGAGUCUUCUGUCUAAUAACUCAUGCAGCAGUAAGGAGGAGCCCCCCCCUUCUCCUCCUCCACCUGUGCUCUCCUCCUCUCCUGCCACCACCUCUGCUUCUUCAACAUCAACAUCCACAUCAACCAGACAUUGGGCACCUCCCAAGGGCUUCUGGAGAGUGGCCCGUCCUGAAACAUUGCUUCUAAAUGGUGUGACCACUGACAUCACAACCUCCACUUUACCUUUAAUCGACCACACUCAGACAGAAAAGACAGAACAAGUGGCAGAGCCUGAGAGGAAGUCUAAACCAGUGGAAUCAGGCUCCAGGAUCGAUGCAGCGAGUGCGGUGGACGACAGUGAUGCUUCCUCAGAAUUCAAACACUCGGACAGCAUUGAGUGCUACCUGGACAGGUGUGAGCAGAAGGAGUUAGAUGAUGGGUACUUGGCCAAAGGACUGUGGAGUUCAGACAGCUGGGAGAGCACCUCUUCACAAAGUGGGAUUCUCUCUGCUGAUGAGACAUUGAAGGUGAAGCAGAGAGCGUAUGUAAAAUUAAGGGAGAGACAACAAAACUACAGGGAGGACAGAGAGCAGAGCGACGGAGAAAGCGUAGACUGUUAUGGAGACAAAACUUGCAGAAUGGAUUGUAAAGUUGCAGGGGCCCAUGGGGGUUUGGGCAGCUCAGACUCAGCCAUUUUUGUGCAGACACUCGAACCCUAUCUGAGGUCGCUUCUUGCAAUCAGUGACGAACUCCCUCUGAGCCCAAGACAUGAGCAAGCCAAGCUUCUUCUGGAGCGAGCACGACUCAAGGCUCGCUCCAAUCACAUUAACGAAGAUCUCCGCUGCGGACGCCCCAAGUCUGAUCAGAGAUCCACCAUAAAGAAGCAGCAAGUUGAGCCUCUCACUCCAGCACCAGAGCAGAAAGCUGUUCAAACCAAAGAAGAUAAUUCAGCUCAAACUGUAUCUAAUACCCUCCUCAUCCCCAGCCAAAGAGACACUUCCCCCAGUGACCAAGGGGCUCGAUCCAGACGCUACGGUUGUUCACCCACACGGGUGCGCUUUGAAGACGAAUCAGAGAAAGAAGCAGAGUCUCGGUACCUGGAUAGAGUGAGACAGCGCAGCAGAUCUGGGGGGCCCAAAUCCAAGAAAAAAGUAAAUAAUACAGAUUCUAGCAGUAGUGGAACAGAGAGGAACAAAAGCCAUCGGAGUGUCUCCAUGCCUCCUUUACAGAAGAAAGAAGUUGCGGGUUUCAGUGGUGAACCCACAACAGUGAUUAAAGAGAUUAUAGUGCUGGUGAAGAAAUGUGAGGCAUGUGGCUCUGUGGUCAGGGAGCCCCAGCCAAUGUCAUCACAGUCAGAUCCAAAGAACACUGAGCCCCCACAGUCUGAGGACACACGGGAAAAAGCUGCUCCUCGCUGGGUGCCUCAUAACAAGCCAGAAGCAAGUACUCGUCCUAAAGCUUCUUUAACUGUCACUUUUGCCGGAGCUUACGUGCUGGGGGAAAACAAAGAGAGCAGCACAGGGUGGAAACCUUCAGGGUUUGGGAAACUUAGGAGAAGGAGUAGGAAAGGAGAAAGUCGGCUGGAGUCUGGCAAUGGCCCUUACGGUCCAUCUUGGGCUCAGCGGCGUAACUCAAAUCCCAGGAACAGGGUCAAUGUGAGCAGAGCUGUUUCUUUUUCCUCUGAUAGUCCUGUCGCUCUGGAGCCCCGUUUGCCGGAGGCAUCUGGACUAAGGGAAUCUCCUCCCCCAACACUGCCUAUAAAGUCGGCUCUGAAGUCGAGUUCAAGGAAUCGCUCGGCUGCAGGACAGUCCUCUGUGCAGUUCCAGAUUACUUCAAAUCCGGGAGGUGAGGGAGGAUCACAGAAUUCUGAACUCCUGGACCCUACAGAGGCUAGAGGGCAGUCUGCAGUGGCUCUAACCCAAGGGAGCCCUGCCACAAGCAACCCAGUGCCCUGUAUCAGACCCUCCACCCUGAGGUACUCCGCAGCCCUGCCAGCUGUUGAACUCUGGGAGGCCACUCCAGAUGGAGCAGGUGAGCCUGGUUCUGGUCCUGAGUGUCGUCCCGCUCUGCGCGGCCUGGCUAUGUCUCGGGCUGAGGACCUCAGAGCAGAGCUGCUGAGAGCAGAACAUCUGAAAGCUGAGGCCAUAUGGGAGGAAAAUUGUGACGGUUCCAGAAAGAUGGAUGGUCGACCGAAACUCUUCCUACGUCGCUUCUUCUCCUCCAUUGGUCUGAACAGUGUUGGUAGGCUGGUGAAAGGAGGCCGCUCCAGCAGCAUGGAGCAGCUCAGUUUACCCUCAGCACCACGGGUGGGCAGCUCUGCUUCCCCAAGCCCCACGCGCAGACCCCAGCCCAGCAUCCGCAUGCAGAGGACGCCCUCACUGCAGACACUGAACACGGUGCUGCCACUGGCCCAACUACGCAAAGCCUCCUCAGUGCAGAGUUUGGAGAGGAGAACAGAACGUUCAACAAUACUGGGAGAGGUGCGGAUACCGUACGGCCUGGCACCCAGCCCUGACAGCCCUCAGAUCGAGUUUCACAGGGCCCUGAGUGCUGAAGAUGUACUUGCCUCCAGAAUUGUGCGUCCUGUGGGCCGGGUCACCCAGGCUUUCCCUGAUGGGACUCUCCUCCUGGAGCUGGUCAGACCCCCAAAUGGUCCAUUUGGUUUUGUCAUCUCAAGGGGCAAAGGUCGACCCAACACAGGUGUGUAUGUAGAGAAAGUGGGUGACGGUGGUGUCGAAGGCCCUUACACAGGUCUCCUCGGCAUCGGUGAUGAAAUUCUGCAGGUGAAUGGAGAGGCAGUUGCUGGCCUCAGUCUGGACCAUGUGACGCGGCUCAUGACCCGGGAAAGCACUGCUUCUCUUCGGAUCAUGCCGGCCCGACGCAACCAGCGCUGACUGGGAGAUAAGCAUGGCAUAGAGCCAUUUCUCCUGCAGCUAUGGAUUUUAAUUCACCGCUACAAACCCUGACCAUUGACUGUAACCUGUGAAUAGAGUUUUCUUCUGUGCAGUUUGAUGUGUGAAAAGGCUACAUGAGAUUACAGGGUUGCAUGUUCAAUACAAUAUGACACUGCAAGGGGACUCGGAUUGCAAUGACAAAUCAAAAACAUAACCAAAGGACUAUGCAAAUAAAUGCAGUAGGUCUGCACUAGAUAUAACCUGUAUUCCAGAGUAUAUAUUGUGAUACUAAUAAAAUGUUAAGACUAUAUAAUAUUAUUUAGAUCCAGGACAACUGUUUUUAUUUAUUUAUGGUCCGACAUAACUGAAUAGGGAUUGUUUAACUUCACUUUUUUAUGUUUAAAUUGAGAUUUAUUUUUGACUCCCUAAAUGAGUGUAGAAAAUAUUUUGUUUCAAAUAUUGUGCCACACUUAAAUGUUUACUAUUAAUCUUAUUGAUGAUGGCAGAUGAUUGACUUGUGGAAUGAUGUACCACAUGUAUAAUCAUGGAUCCUGAUACAUUUCAACUUAAUAACUAUUUAUUUAAUUAAUAAAUAAAAGUUUGCAAAUAAAUAAUAUAUUGCACUGGG
This is a messenger RNA of Gymnodraco acuticeps, 4713 nucleotides long. RefSeq lists its product as uncharacterized. Gene Ontology annotation, biological process: centrosome cycle; establishment or maintenance of cell polarity; regulation of cellular localization. The record is from RefSeq and is a predicted model, not a curated record. The coding region runs from base 648 to 4085 and encodes 1145 amino acids. The transcript has 10 exons. NCBI's taxonomy places the organism in Eukaryota, Metazoa, Chordata, Actinopteri, Perciformes, Bathydraconidae. Gene Ontology annotation, molecular function: protein kinase C binding. Gene Ontology annotation, cellular component: cell cortex; apical plasma membrane; nucleus.